CAGUGUCUUCUUCUUCUCCUUCUUCUUCUCUUUUUAACCGUCACAGACUACAGGACGAAGCUUAGGAAGGAUCAGAGAAAGACUGAAGAAAGAAAUGGCGUCGCUUUCUUUCUCUUCCACGUCAGCACAUACUUUCUCUCUUCACUGCAAUAGCAAGCUCUCUGCUUUCUCUCAAUCAAAGCCGGCCUUGCUCUUCAAUUGCGCUCCUUAUACUCAGACCUCUGGCUCGCUUCGUUACAAUCCUCUCAGUUUGGUUGGUAAUGAGGGAAAGUUGGUGAUGAAGACGAAGAGGAAAAGCAUGGGAUUGAGUGCGGUGUGUUACGCUGCGCCUCUCACUGUUCGUAACCUCCAAUGGAUCUCUACCAUUUCUUCUGCGGUUUUAUUGCUUGCAAAGGGCACUGCUGUUCAGAAAUCCUUUAUUGUUCCGUUGAUUGCUUUGCAAGCCCCAACUAGCAUAAUCACGUGGAUGAAGGGUGAAUAUGGUACUUGGGCUGCAUUCUUAGCACUUCUUGUUCGUCUCUUCUUCUUUAUUCCUGGUGAGCUCGAGUUGCCAUUUAUGGCAUUACUAUUGGUGAUUGUGGCUCCUUAUCAAGUUUUGAACCUUAGGGGAACGCAACAAGGUGCUAUUAUAUCACUGGUCAUUGCAGGAUAUUUGGCUUUCCAGCAUUUCUCACGAGCAGGAAGUUUGCAGAAGGCAUUUGACCAGGGAUCAAUUGUUGCCACCCUAGCCAUCAUAUGUCUCACCGUUGUAUCAUGCUUCCUUCUGAUAUAAUCAUUGUACAGUCCUAAAGAAUAAUCUUAUUAGCAAAAUAUGUAAGUUAUUGAAUUCAUAUGAACACAAGAAUUGAGAACGGUGUAUAUUAAUAUAUCCUUUCUUGCAUUA
This is a messenger RNA of Ziziphus jujuba (common jujube), 883 nucleotides long. RefSeq names its product cold-regulated 413 inner membrane protein 1, chloroplastic. The record is from RefSeq and is a predicted model, not a curated record. Bases 95 to 772 code for a protein of 225 amino acids. The transcript is spliced from 6 exons. Gene Ontology annotation, cellular component: membrane. Lineage: Eukaryota; Viridiplantae; Streptophyta; Magnoliopsida; Rosales; Rhamnaceae.